AAGAAUAAACAUAACGUUUUUGUUGAACACACGCAACAAUUGAUGGAACAGCAUGUUUGCAAGCAAUCUAGGAAUUUGUGUACAGAUGGAUUGAGUUGGAUGCAUGUUUAGAUAGCUUCAUAAUUACUUCAUAACGAAAUUUUUCGUGUUUAGGUACCAGCGGAUGUUAUUAAAUUGUUUCGAUUGUUAACAAUUAUUAGAUCAUGAUUAAAUACUUUUCUUAUUAACAGAAUAAAUCCAUCCUUUCGACUACUGCGCUAAUGGCGUUGAAAUACAGACCAUAACAAAAAAUGAAUUAUCGUAUUAAUUCAUUUGUAAAACUAUAUUCACUGCAUUUUGAGUAUGUUGUUACAAGAAUAUGACGUCUAUGUCUUAGUAUUCAAUUAUUUCUCCACAAAAUGAUGCAUAAAUGGACAAACAUCGCAUGUUUUCCGUUCUCUUAUAGGCUAGAUCAAAGAAAUAAAUUUCGGAAAUUUUGAAAAUUUUAGACAAUUCAUAUGUUUAUUUACUGUUUAAGAAAUGACAGUGUGUUUCAGCUUCCCUAACAGCGUCCUCAGCAUUUUAUUCUUUACAAUUAUAGCGAAAUGCCAAGCCAAGUCUGAUCAAAAGUUGAGCGAAUACAUUCUUCAUUUUGAGCCUAUAUUUUUUGAUCAGAAUUUUCUGAAGGACCAGCAUCGUCGAUCCAGCCGAUCGCCAUCAGAUCAUUUUUUCACUCUUCAGUUUAAAGCAUUUAAAAGGAUGUUCCAUCUGCGGUUGAAACGAGACACCUGGGUGUUUGCAGAAGAUACGAAGUUCGAGAAUUCCAAAUCUACCGUCCAAUACGAUAAAGCUCGUGCCCUCGCGGGAUUCAUUGAUGGAGAAGAAGGUUCUUCAGUGCAUGGAGUCCUCUAUGAUAAUGGCCUUCUGGAUGGUACAAUAAGAUUAGGUGAGGAGGAAUAUUUCAUAGAACCAGCAGCAAAUUACUUUUCGCCGUUAGAGAAUUUCCAUUCCGUUGUUUACAAACUUUCGGACAUCAAAUUUCCAGAAUUAAAUAGGACAUGUAUGCCGUCUUUAGCCAAAAAUCAAAGUUGUCAGCAUUCCAAAAGUUCGGAAAAUUCCAUGGAUCAAAGUUAUUCUCUAAUAAAAGAUUCGUUAAUUUCAACUUCUAAAAACUCUGUAAAUAUAUUAAAACAAAAUAAACUUCAUAAAAAUAGAAAACUCCACAAAAGCUACCGACAUCGUGGGUACUACAGUGCCAAAUACUCUAAAGUGUACAGUAGUCAAAAGAAAUUGAAGAAAUUACAUCGAAUAAUUAAGGAUGCCGGGAGCACAGACCAUUUUAAAGACUCGUACAGUGAUAGGCCUUCUUCAAAGCACCACAUGAAAUACAUGAGAUUUAAGCAAUGGGUAUCUCUAAAAGACCACAUUAGCCAUGAAUUUGAAUCAAGUGCCAACAUUAUAAAUUCAUCUAAAUUAGAUAUCAAGAAAACACCAUUUAUAUCUGAACAAAACGGUCCCCCAGAUACAGCAACACAUGAAACUUUGCAAGUAGAUUUCAAUUCACCUGACAAUGUCACAGACGUUCAUUCAAACAGUGUCAAGCCAACGAUGCCAAACGCGCCAGAGGAUUCUUUAGAAGAUAAAAGUGAUGUUCCUUAUUGGCGUGAGUUGGAUGCUUUGCACUACACAGAAGACGGGCGCACUGGCAGUUCUGAACCGUAUGGUGUGCGUUCGAUUCAAAGAACUCAGUGGAACGAUGAUCGUGGUCAGAGACACGUAGCGGUGGAUAGAAGAAAAAGUACGUGUCUCUUGUAUCUUCAAGCUGACCAUCUUUUUUACCAAAGGUUGGGCAGUGAGGAAGCUUGUAUUGAUGCCAUGACAAGACACGUUCAACGAGUAAACAGCAUUUACAGAAUGACAGACUUCGAUCAAGAUGGUAGACCGGAUAAUAUUUCCUUCCUGAUCAAGAGAAUAAAAGUCCACACCACUCCUGAUGAUCCUGAUUACAGAUUCGUGGGCAAUUAUGGGGUGGAGAAAUUCCUCGAGCUCUUCUCCGAGGAUGAUUAUGAUGCCUUUUGCCUUGCUUACAUGUUCACAUAUAGGGAUUUCGAAGGAGGAACUUUAGGCUUAGCUUGGACAGGAGACUUGAAAAAUGCGGGAGGUGUCUGUGAAAAAAAUGGGCACUACAGGGGAAGCCUAAAGAGCUUAAACACCGGUAUUAUAACAUUGCUCAACUAUGGAAAACAUGUUCCUCCUGUUGUAUCUCACGUCACAUUGGCUCACGAAAUUGGACAUAAUUUUGGAUCCCCCCAUGAUCCAGAGGACGAUUUACACUGCACUCCUGGUGGAGACCAUGGUAACUACAUAAUGUUUGCUCGGGCGACAUCUGGUGACAAGAAAAACAACAACAAAUUUUCUCCCUGCAGUUUACGCAGCAUUAAUGCGGUAUUGAACACGAAGGCUAGAAGUGUGAAAGGCUGUUUUACGGAGCCACUAGAUGCAGUGUGCGGGAAUGAGGUAGUAGAAGGAGCUGAGGAAUGUGACUGUGGCUGGGAAGAGGACUGUCACGAGCCUUGCUGUUUUCCGAUGCGAGUGAAUCCACCCCAAGACCAACCUCCAUGUAGACUAAGACCCAUUGCUUUCUGCAGCCCGAGUCAAGGACCUUGUUGCUCUCAGGACUGUCGGCUAAAAUAUGGUGAACUCUGCAGAGAAGACAACGGAUGCAGAACAGCAAGCUACUGCGAUGGUCAAAGUCCCUUAUGUCCUUCAUCAACAAACAAGCCAAACCGAACAGUUUGUAGCGAAGAGUUCGUCUGUUUCAACGGGGAGUGUACGGGAUCCAUAUGUAUGGCUUAUGGACUAGAGUCUUGCCAAUGUAUCAGAAGUUAUCACGAUCCUCUCAUUCGAUCAUGCGAAUUGUGUUGCAAACUUCCGGGGGAUGAACUCAGUUGCAAAUCUUCCUUCGAAUGGAACAUGCCACCUUAUGACGUACCGGACUUAUAUGCAAAACCUGGAGCACCCUGUGACAAUUACAAUGGUUACUGUGAUAUACACCAGUCAUGCCGAGAAAUCGACCCAUCGGGACCACUGGCAACUCUGAGAAAUCUUCUGAUGUCCCCUGAAGGGGUGGCCAUUCUGAAGAAGUGGAUUGCAGAAAAAUGGUGGAGUAUGCUCCUACUCUUCUUUGCAGCUUUCUUCACUGUGGUGCUCUCCGUGAAACUUUUAACUCAGAGGAAUGCAAAGAACUUUCUGUCGACCAUACUUCCAGGCCAAACAGAUUUUCGCUUCUGCAACAUUCGAUCUGCAUCUCGAUCGCAUCCAUCCUGCAUAGUGACGUCACCGUCGAGUACCACGGGUCGCAUACCGGGUCUUAGCAAGACAGGAAUGGUGUCCAGACCCAGAAUCAGUGCUGCCCCAGAAAAUGGAUGGGUGUGAUGGGUCCACAAGAAGAAUAGAUAAUUUUGCUAAUACGCUGGGCAAAGUUCGUAGCGCUAUUGCCGUGGUUUUGUCCUUCUGAAGAACUUAUACAUUUUCUAAUGCAGAAUAACCAGGAUAAGGUUUUGGUAAGUAAAGGUAACCUAAAGUAAUGCUAAAGGAGGUAAAUGAAGCUAAGGGAAGGCAAGUUUUGUUCCCCCCUCCCUCUGAAUCUCCCAAUUAUUUUCUUUAGAUGCUCUGCUGUAUUACUUUGGUAAGAAGAAGCUUUCAUAAGUUUAUACGAGUCCAUUUUUUUAUAUAUAUAAUAUGGGAAUUACAAACAAUAAGAGGAGAAAUAACUUUAUACUAAUAUCCUUGUAUCGAAAUGAACUCGCUAAAUUUCAUGUGUCUUCUUACCGUAGCUCUGUAGAUAAAUGUCAAGAAGUUUUGUUUA
This is a messenger RNA of Parasteatoda tepidariorum (common house spider), 3847 nucleotides long. RefSeq names its product disintegrin and metalloproteinase domain-containing protein 10. Gene Ontology annotation, molecular function: metalloendopeptidase activity. Gene Ontology annotation, biological process: membrane protein ectodomain proteolysis; Notch signaling pathway. NCBI's taxonomy places the organism in Eukaryota, Metazoa, Arthropoda, Arachnida, Araneae, Theridiidae. Gene Ontology annotation, cellular component: plasma membrane. The record is from RefSeq and is a predicted model, not a curated record.